Molecule: messenger RNA, 3523 nt
Organism: Parnassius mnemosyne (clouded apollo)
Lineage: Eukaryota; Metazoa; Arthropoda; Insecta; Lepidoptera; Papilionidae
Source: the annotation of a GenBank genome assembly
GUACAUAAUUUAGGGAAUUAGUGUUUACCUAAUAAAACUAGUCUUGUCUUCAUAUCGUCGUAAUCGUGACUUUGUAAGCAUAGAUUAAUGUAUAUAUAUACUAGAGAUUUCGUCUUCUGAGUUCGUAAUUGUUACCAUAUAAUAUAAACAAAUACAUCACAUCCUUGUUACUUUAAAAAAUCUUGAGUGAUGGAUAUUAUAAUAAGAGUUAAUAACCAAUCUGUGGGAAGAGACAAAUUAGCCAGGUUAGUAGAGAAUUGCCAUAGGUUUCUGCAGAAAUCUUUUCUACAUGAAAUGUUGUUUACUUGUUGCUAAGAAUAAAUGCAUAAUUUGAUAUAUGCACUAUUGGCCCUUUAGCAGUUUUAGUAUAAUUUAUAAAUAAAAAGUAUUAGCUUUAGAAUAGAAUGAACAUAAUGUUGUUAAUGUGAUAUUGCCAUAUUAUAGUGAUUAAAAAAACAUUAAUCUUGUAGUAAAUAUUUCCUUUAAAUUAUCAUGUAGCAUAUUUAAAAGUAUAAUAGCAUAAUUAAAUUAUCAUGCCAGCAUUGUAAAGAUAAAACUCUUUUGUUUAAAUUUAAAUAUCUUACCUACAUAAUAAUUAUGUUUUAUAAUGUUACUUGUAAGUGAUAAUCAGCUUAGUUUAUGUAUCUAUUCUGUUGCACAUUUCAAAAACACAGUGAGUAGCAUUAACGACUUUCGAAUAAAUAUUGUGUGUGUGUUUAAAGAUUGACAACUGUUUAUGGUAACACAGUUUUUCUUGUAAUCUUCAGUAUGCUUGAAGAAACUUUCUAUAUGUGGUGAUCUUUGCAGAAUAUUUAUUCAACAUUUAAUUUUACUAUGUAUUAUUUUCAAUAAAAGAUAAUCAAAUAUAUGUUUUUACCUAGUAAUUAAAUGUUACUAGGGGAAAACCAAUGUUAUAAACUAUUUUAUUUUAUAGGAUAGGGUGACAAAUGAGCACACAGUCUACCUGAUGGUAAGUGGUUGCUGUGACCCAUAGACAUCCACAUUUAUCCUCAAUCAAGAAUCAAAAUGCAGAUGCAUCGUCACCCGUGAGGACUAAGAUGGAAUGCCUCUUUUCCAGUAAAAUGGGUCUCCGGUUCUCUACACUCACCAUACAAAACACAGAAGAAUUAAGCUGCUAUUUUACGCUGGUUUUCUGUGAGAGUGUGGUCCUUCCCCGGUCGAGCUGACCCAUUCGUGCUACAACUAUACUACUAAUAUAGCUGCAGCAUGGCUUUACCACGUGUACUACACGUAACUACCCAUAAUAAUAAUAAUUUAUUGCUUCAAAAUACAUCUUCUACCUAUGUAAUCUCUUAUUUUGUCUAUCCCACUAUUGAUAGUGCCGAUGUGUGUUAUCAAGAUCUUAAUGAGGGCUUCUUUUACAAGCAGUCAUCUUUAUCAUCAUCAACUACGUAGAUUCGCUUUGCAAACUGGAACAUUGGCACGCUUAUGGGACGCUCCGCAGAACUUGUGGCCAUACUUGCCAGGCGUAAAAUGGCAGUGGCAUUCCUGCAGGAGACACGGUGGAAGGCCAACAGGAGCUGGAAUAUUGGGCACGGCUACAAGCCGAUCUAUACAGGCUCUUCUGGUGGGGAGAAGGGUGUGGCAUUGGUGCUCACCGAGCAUUUCCACGAUAGCGUCUUGGAAGUUAGACGCAUAUGUGAAUGACUUAUGGUAGUAAGGUUGCUUAUUGAGGGGGUUGUGACCCACUUAAUAAGUACCUACGCCCCACAGGUAGGCUGCAGCGACGUGGAUAAGACACUGUUUUGGGAAUGGCUCGGAGAUGUACUACGCGGCAUACCGUUGUCCCACGAUGUCGUUUUGGGUGGUGACCUCAACAGUCAUGUGGGCGAGGUGCAGGGGGAGUAUGAACGUGUCCACGGCGGCUAUGGCUACGGCCGUAGAAACGCAGAGGGAGAAACCAUUCUCACAACCUGCACUGCUGCCGACCUAGCCGUGGUGAACACGUUCUUCAAAAAGAAAACCGAGCACCUGAUUACCUACACGAGCGGUCGGAACGCCACUCAAAUCGACUAUCUACUGACCAGGAGAAGUCAUAUCAGUCGCGUGGCCAACUGUAAGGUCAUACCCGGUGACUGUCUCACUGCCCAACACCGACUUCUUGUCAUGGACCUUUGCGUAAAACCCCGUCACAGACACGCCGAGUUGCCGCCGUCAAAUCAAGUGGUGGCUACUGGAUCAAACCAGAUACUCAUAGUUUGACUCUGCUGCUGGGGAUAUUAGUCUCGACACAGCAGGCAAGUCCGUCCAAGAGUGCUCGAAAACCAUUCAGACAGUAAUCACAAAGACUGCAAAGCAAGUUCUCAGCGUGGCGAAAGGGGGCCGCAAAAUCGACAAGGAGACCUGGUGGUGGGACGCCACAGUCCAGGGUUCAUUACGGGAGAAAAAAGCGCUCUUCAAGACGUGGCAAGCGACCAAAUCUCCUGAAGAUCGCGCAUCUUACAGGACAGCGAAAAGAGCUGCCAAGAAAGCUGUAGCCAGAGCCAGGCGUGACCACUUGCAACCAUUAUAUAGAUAUUAGACGAACUGUCAGCCAGCGUACAGAAACUACCGCAGCCUUGGCUGCUUAUGUACGCUGAUGAUAUCGCAGUGGUAGAUGGGGAUGGCUCACCAGACGUGUGCACGCAUGGAGGGAGGCGCUUGAGAAUGGCGGGCAUAAGCUAAACGUGGCGAAGACGGAGUAUAUGGCCUGCAACAGCACAGAUCUGACGUCUCUCCGUAUAGGCGACGACAUCGUCGAGCGCACGGACAACUUCAGGUACCUCGGAUCUGUGCUUGAUGCGUCAGGGGACAUCGAUCGCGACAUCAAGGCCCGUAUAUCAGCGGCUUGGGCGAAAUGGCGCAAGGUGACGGGUGUCAUUUGUGACCCCAAAAUGCCGGUCAAGCUGAAGGGACAGGUCUAUAAGACUAUCAUAAGACCUGUCCUUACGUACGGCAGUGAGGCGUGGCCGGUGGUGGAGCGACACCGGCAGUUGUUGCAUGUCACGGAGAUGAACAUGCUGCGGUGGAUGUGUGGCGUCACGCGGAAAGACCGUGUACGGAAUACAUACAUCCGCGGCAGCCUUCAUGUCCGUGAUAUUGCUGACAAGCUGCAGGAAAGUCGCCUCCGCUGGUACGGCCACGUCUUACGACGACCGGCAAGCUACGUGGGAAACAAAUGCCUGGACAUGACCCUACCUGGUACCAGGAGUAGAGGACGGCCCAAGAAAUACUGGCUUGAUGUCGUGCAGUAUGACAUACGCGCCAAUGGUGUAGUUGUGAGGGACGCCGAAGACCGGGCAAAGUGGAGGAGGAAGUGUAGGAAAGCGGACCCUGGGUUCUCCCGCGCUGGGUGGGAUGAGCAACCGGGAUAAACGCUAGGUAGAAGAAGAUCUUUAUCAUCAUCAUUAUAGUUGUCUUUUUUAUUCUUGUCUUAUAAACCAUGUAUCAUACAUACUAUACAAGGUUAUUUUUUAAUAACCGGCCAAAUCUGCAGAGAAGGUUCAGAAUAAGUAACAAAUGG